Molecule: messenger RNA, 552 nt
Organism: Rotaria sp. Silwood1
Lineage: Eukaryota; Metazoa; Rotifera; Eurotatoria; Philodinida; Philodinidae
Source: the annotation of a GenBank genome assembly
AUGAAUUUAUCGAACGUUGCUAAACAUUUCCUAUAUUUGGCUAAAAAUGAAUAUGGAUCUGAAAAUUCUGCAACAGCUACCGAUCAAAUGUUUGCUGCAGAACGAUUAUUCGAAGUUUUGAAGUCAUCUAAAAAUAGCUACUUCAAUGAGCUGUAUACUCAUGAUACUCUCGAAUUUAACGAUGAAUAUGAUGAAAUGACUGAUGAAGGAGAGAGCAAUGAUGAAAUUGAUGAUUACAAUGAGAAUGAACAUUCUGAUAUAAAAAAUCGUUUUACAUUACAAGAAAUGGAAAAUAUAAUCGAAUGGGUUGACCAACAUCCGAAUGCUGGGCUUGCAACUAUUUCACAUCGAUUUAAAAAGGUCAAAUACAUGUAUUAUAUUACAGGGUUUAGACAAUAUAUCGAAAACAACGGUACAAGAUUAGAAAAAUUAAAACAAAUAAAAGAACUUAUGUUCAAUCAAUUUUAUCUGAAAAGAACCAUUGAAAAAGAAGCCGUUCAUGAUGCUGACCUUGAACUUUAUGCAAUUCAAAAACCAAGAGAAUUAAAUUGA